AGCUGUAGAUUUCUAGGUCAUCGCGAAUACGUAUAAUCAGCCGUAUUCGCAUGCCAACUAUGAAGCUCUGCGAGAACACCUGUUAUCGUUUAUUUUAACUUGAACAUAGUUGUGAAAUUCUUCUUUAUUUUGCGAACACUCACAUUAACGGAAUCGCAAGCUUAUAUAUUAUAUGCGAGCUGCAAAACAAGGGAGAUUUUUUGGCAUUGACAGCACCGAAAAAUACGUAUUAAGCGGUGAUGGAUACGGUGAAAGGAUUUGUCAACGAGACAUUCAAAGAUAAGGAGCCCUGGAAGAUUGUUGCAAUAACAACGGGCUCAGUCUUGAGUGCGGUCUGGCUAUGGAACUUUUUGGAUCAAGACGAGAGUGUCGUAGAGCGAGGAAAAAAAAAGAUAUUUCAAUUACUCAGACGGCUUCCGCUAGUUCGUGAUAAAAUAAAAAACGAAUUGGAUGGGAUGAAGUGCACAUUUGAGAGGGAGUCCUUGAAGAGAGUGAAGGAUAUUGACUUUGUCACCAAACUGCCACUCAAUGGUUUAACUCACGAAGAAAUCCUUGACGCAGUUAAGAGGCUCAUCAAACUGGGUGAAUUUGACUGGCAACAUGGUAGAGUGUCAGGCGCUGUUUACAGACACGACGAAAAACUUAUUAAAUUAAUGUCUGAUGUUUAUGGAAUUGCUUCUUACACGAAUCCGCUACACCCAGACAUAUUUCCCGGUGUUUGUAAGAUGGAGGCCGAAGUUGUAAGAAUUUCAUGUCGACUAUUUCAUGGAGAUGAAGCAUCUUGUGGAACUAUGACAACUGGAGGGACAGAAUCUAUUCUAUUAGCUUGUAAGGCUUACAGGGAUUAUGCAAAAGCAGUUAAGGGAAUCACAAGGCCAGAAAUGGUAGUUCCAUCAACUGCUCACUCUGCUUUUGACAAAGCCGCUCAAUAUUUAAAAAUCAGAGUGCGAACAGUGCCGAUAAAUCCGAACAGCUUCACUGUCAAGAUCAAUGACAUGGAGAGGGCUAUAAAUAAGAAUACAAUUAUGCUUGUUGGAUCGACGCCGAAUUUUCCUUAUGGUACUUUUGACAAUAUUGAGGCGAUCUCAGAGCUCGGCGUCAAGUAUAAUAUUCCAGUGCAUGUUGAUGCAUGCCUGGGUGGAUUCCUGCUCUGUUUUAUGCCUGAUGCUGGCUUCAGUGUACCAACGUUUGACUUCAAGUUGCCAGGAGUGACUAGUAUCUCGGCCGACACUCAUAAGUAUGGAUAUUCACCGAAAGGCUCAUCAGUAAUCCUCUACAGAAAUACAGAAUACAGGCACUAUCAAUUCACUAUAACAACAGACUGGCCAGGCGGUAUUUACGGUUCACCAACUGUCAAUGGUUCACGUACUGGUGGAAUAAUUGCUGCCUGUUGGGCCUCACUCAUGAGCUUUGGAUACAACGGCUACUUGGAGUCAACGAAGAAAAUUAUUGAAACUACGCGAUACAUAGAAAACGAACUGAGGAAAAUUGAUGGUAUCUUCAUCCUUGGUACUCCAGCUACCUCUGUUAUCGCCCUUGGUUCCCAUCAAUUCCACAUUUAUCGACUAUCUGAGGCCCUUAUUACCAAGGGAUGGAAUCUCAAUGUCCUUCAGUUCCCCAGUGCCAUUCACCUUUGCGUUACUCAUGUUCACACUCAGUCCGGUAUUGCGGAUGAAUUUUUGCAGGAUGUCAGAGAUAUUCUCAUAGAGAUUAAGAAGCAUCCUGAAGAUCCCGUCGAAGGAAUGUUCGCGAUGUAUGGCAUGAGUCAGACCAUCGCCGAUCGGGCUGUGGUGGAGGAUUUGACCCGGUGCUUCAUAGAUUCUAUGUACUUCACUCCUCUCAAAGAAAUCGAAGAAGAAAUGAAUUAAAUCUGUUUUAUGCUAUCGUAAAUUUUGAUAACUAUAGUCACUGUAUUGUUUUUAUACUAAUAAAAAUGUUCUCCAUUUUUUUAA
Messenger RNA from Diachasmimorpha longicaudata, 1952 nucleotides. It is a transcript of the gene Sply, whose product is annotated as sphingosine-1-phosphate lyase. Gene Ontology annotation, molecular function: pyridoxal phosphate binding; sphinganine-1-phosphate aldolase activity. NCBI's taxonomy places the organism in Eukaryota, Metazoa, Arthropoda, Insecta, Hymenoptera, Braconidae. The transcript has 8 exons. The record is from RefSeq and is a predicted model, not a curated record. Bases 240 to 1868 code for a protein of 542 amino acids. Gene Ontology annotation, cellular component: endoplasmic reticulum. Gene Ontology annotation, biological process: carboxylic acid metabolic process; sphingolipid catabolic process.